Messenger RNA from Lodderomyces oxycetoniae, 411 nucleotides. RefSeq lists its product as uncharacterized. Lineage: Eukaryota; Fungi; Ascomycota; Pichiomycetes; Serinales; Debaryomycetaceae. The record is from RefSeq and is a predicted model, not a curated record. The transcript has a single exon. The coding region runs from base 1 to 411 and encodes 136 amino acids.
AUGGUAAUGUAUCCGAGCUUAUCUUCCCAGCAAUUCAGGGAGGCACUAAAAGAUAUAUCACAAUUUGAGCUUGAAUUCAAGAAGAAACAACAAUUGACAUUUAUAUUCAAAUUGAUAGAUACAAAUAAUGAAUUGCAUCAAGAGUUGUUGAAGUCUGAAUCUGGGCAUAAUUCUUCCGGGACAGUAGAGCUAUCACCGGAGGAUGCUAAACUAUAUAAAGAGACAAUUGAUGAGAACAAAGUUGCUUUGUUGGAACAGAUUGAGCGUGUUCAGAGUAUUAAUGAUGAGUUGGUGCAACGUGGUUUUUUGAGCCCGCUGCAGAAGGGGAAGGAGGAAAAGAAGUUAAUGGAGGAUAUCAAAGAGAAAGAGAAGGGGGUGGAGGUGGAUAAAGACCAAGGGGUUGUGUUGUAA